GUUUGCCUUCGGGUAAAGGGCUGGCGACUUUGGAACACGAAAUAUUUGCAUCUUUGGUAGGAUUCGACCUUUUUCUUCUUUUUUCUUUAAGGCUUUCGGUUGUCAUUUAGGAAUGGCAAAUACACAUGAAUUAACUGUUGAAGAUGUGGCUCCAAGUGGAAUUAUCAGCCAGGGAAAUAAGAGUGCCCAACAAUAAUAUUUCAUUGAUCUACGCUCAUCCAAACCAGCGCAGUUUGUAAAGUCACGGUUGCGUUAUUGUUGCAGAAACAGAUUAGUGGAAUGCUUGCCGUUUAAUUUCCUACCCUCAGCAUUGAAGUUAUAAUUAUAACCGGUGGAAAAACAACUACCUCAACUUGUGUACGCACGUAAAGGUUAGGCUAUUUCUGACGCGGCCGCUUGAAAAAUCGAGUUCACUAUAGAUGCGGCCACUGCUUAGUGCUUUAAGUGUUCUCCGUUUCUUAAUGGCAAGACCCGAGGAUGUCUGCCUAGCAUGGCUGUGGCUCUCGCACCAGCGACCCGCGGACCGUUAUGGCAUUUAGCCGCGUCUUCUCGGAUCCCCCGUCCAGGAGCAUCUUUAAGAAAUUCGUGGUCAUGCUGUUGUCGCUGCUCACCUCUCUCUACUUCAUGUACUGUCUGGCCGACCGUUGCAGCACCAUGCCCUCUCCGGUGAGAGCGCCCGAGCCAGUCGUGGGUUUCCUCGCGUCCUCGGACUUUCAGGACUGGCAGUCGCUGAGGAGGAAAAGACUGCUCCAAAAAAUCAUUAACAAGCCCGCGUACGACGACGGCGGCAGGCUCACCUCCCGGUUAGACGCGGAUGGAAACGCCGGCGCUGGCGUUGUGGUGUCGGGACUGGAGGCGGACGCGCUGCGGUCCGACUUGCGGCUGGCCGGCUCCUUGGAUCUGGCUUCCGUAUCGCGGGUGGCAGGCUUGUCGGCGCGGACGGGGAGUACAGGUAGACUCAGCCAGCUCGGCGAAGGGACGAAGAAGCUGCCCCAGGCGAUCAUCAUCGGCGUGAAGAAGGGAGGUACUCGGGCGCUGCUGGAGUUUCUGCGCGUGCAUCCAGACAUCCGGGCGGUAGGAGCCGAGCCGCACUUCUUCGACAGGAACUACGACAACGGACUGGAUUGGUACAGGGACCUGAUGCCGAAGACCCUGGAGGGCCAGAUCACCAUGGAGAAGACCCCCAGCUACUUUGUGACCAAGGAGGCCCCGGCCCGGAUCUACGCCAUGUCCCGGGACACCAAGCUCAUCGUGGUGGUGCGGGACCCGGUGACCAGGGCCAUCUCCGACUACACGCAGACGCUGUCCAAAAAGCCCGACAUCCCCACCUUCCAGAGCCUGACCUUCAAAAACAGGACUACGGGUCUGAUCGACACGUCCUGGAGCGCCGUGCAGAUCGGCAUCUACGCCAAGCACCUGGACUCCUGGCUGCAGUUCUUCCCCAUGCGCCAGAUCCUGUUCGUGAGCGGGGAGAGGCUGAUCAGCGACCCGGCGGGAGAGCUGGGCCGCGUGCAGGACUUCCUGGGGCUGAAGAGGAUCAUCACGGACAAGCACUUCUACUUCAACCAGACCAAGGGCUUCCCCUGCCUGAAGAAGGCCGAGGGCAGCAGCAAGCCCCACUGCCUGGGCAAGACCAAAGGCCGCACGCACCCCAACAUCCACCCCGAGGUGGUGCAGAGGCUGCGGGACUUCUACCGGCCCUUCAACAUGAAGUUCUACCAGAUGACGGGGCGCAUUUUCGGAUGGGAGGAGUGAACGGGCCUCUUGCGGUGGUGGUGUAGGUGUACUGACAGUCUCGUGACUGAGGGACCAUGGAGGGAUGUACAUCCACCCAUCCUCCCACGCACCUUGUUUGAGCAAUACACUUGUGUGAGUGAAUAUUUAAGGGAGCGGGGCUGGGACUUUUAAACCACGGGUCACGUCUGACGGGUGUCCUCACUGUGAGACAGGAAAUGCAGAUUUUUUGACCAACCACUUUCCUCCUGUCCAAUGAACACUCAGCUUGGGUCUGAGUGAGGCACAGAGGAUCAUGGGUAAAAAAAAAAAAGAAGGGGGAUCUUCUAACGCAGAGCUUCAGGGAGGAGUGUGUCUCCGUUGCCUUGGUUGCAGUAUGCAGAAAUGAAAAUAAAACAACGCUCUUCUCGGUUGCUCGAGGAAUCAGAAUUACAGGUCACGUCUCGUGGUGGAGACGUGGAGGGGUCGAUUAAUGAUCCGUCUUUUCUGAAUUACCGGUUUUAUUCGCCGUAUUUUAAACGUACCGAGCUGCUUCUCAAGCUCGGCCAUCCUGAGGGUGGGGUUGGGGGGGGUGUGGGGUGUGGUGAAAUGAUAUGAGAAUAAUAAAAAAAACGUAUUUUUGAAGUUAUUUAUUUAUAAUAAUGUACACAUAUAUUACUAUUUUAAAUAAUCCACCACUUCUAUUUCUGUACUGGCAUUCUGGGUGUUUUUACAUUCUCGACGCCGAUAAAGUUUGCGUCUAUUCUGUGUUCCGCGUAACAAAAUAGCCAUGUUCUUUUUCCUAACGAGCAUUUUCCGUUCCGGUAUUUUUAAACGCGCGUUUUUCAAAACGAAAGUUCCCCCCCCCGCACUUUUGUACUCCGGUCCCGUUCGAAACCCACGGUUCCUGUCGCUGAACGGGAGCCUCCGGACUGUUUAUUGUUUUUUCCCCGAGGCCGUUUCCCCGUCUCCGUUAAUUAAUGAGGCUAAUCGAGUUAGAGGGAGAAGACGUGGACGCCGACCGCCGUAUCGACAUCGGCCAAUCAGAGUGCAGAGGGGCCGCGCGCUGGGCGACCGAGUCUGGCGUUACCGCCCUGCUGCCCACGGCAACCCGAUACCGCUGAUGUCGGCCAUCUUCCCCGCCUCGG
Messenger RNA from Conger conger (European conger), 2861 nucleotides. RefSeq names its product heparan sulfate glucosamine 3-O-sulfotransferase 3A1. The record is from RefSeq and is a predicted model, not a curated record. The coding region runs from base 529 to 1755 and encodes 408 amino acids. Gene Ontology annotation, molecular function: [heparan sulfate]-glucosamine 3-sulfotransferase activity. The transcript has 2 exons. NCBI's taxonomy places the organism in Eukaryota, Metazoa, Chordata, Actinopteri, Anguilliformes, Congridae.